Molecule: messenger RNA, 3988 nt
Organism: Anopheles arabiensis
Lineage: Eukaryota; Metazoa; Arthropoda; Insecta; Diptera; Culicidae
Gene: dysf
Exons: 11
Coding region: 484-3318 (944 amino acids)
Biological process (GO): regulation of transcription by RNA polymerase II
Molecular function (GO): DNA-binding transcription factor activity, RNA polymerase II-specific; RNA polymerase II transcription regulatory region sequence-specific DNA binding; protein dimerization activity
Source: RefSeq, a predicted model, not a curated record
GUUUGGAAUAAAGUCAGACUGCUUGAGGUUUGCCGGUUGCAUGCAGUACGAUCGUACCGCCGUUGCUAGAUCGUCGCGAUCGUAUUGUUUUGAGUACCAGUGAAUGUUUCUUUCAAUACAGUUCCAUUUACUAAUGUGUUUUGCAAAAUUGUUGCAAUCGUGUAGUGCGCGUGAAUGUUUUACUACCUGUGGUUGUGAAAGAAUUCUAGGUAAUAUUGAACCAGUCAGCACAACGAGAUAUUUAUGAAAAAUGUGUAUAAAUUAGCCUUCAAAAUACACAAUAAAUUGUAACAAAAGUGUGAAAUAUACUAUGUGAUAAGUGAUAAGCAAAGCUUCGUUCCUUAAACUCCUAUAAACAAUGUGUGUGCGUUAGAAGUGCAUCGGGUUGUGAGUGCGAAUGUGUAUGUUCUUUUCCAGUAACAAAGACGAACCAUCAGCUUCAAAACGUCGUCGGCAGGGGAAAUAACAAAAAUCCCAGCAAAUAUGUUCACCAGAUUCGAUGCAAAUAAAUCCACCAAAGGCGCUUCGAAGCUGAGGCGCGAUCUAAUCAAUUCCGAGAUUGCAAACUUGCGCGAUCUCCUCCCGCUUCCCCAAUCUACCCGGCAGCGGCUUUCACAGCUCCAGCUCAUGGCACUAGUGUGUGUGUACGUGAGAAAAGCUAACUACUUCCAACAAGUGUUCAAACGAAGCAUCGAAAUCGGUUUACAUUCGGCGCCAACACCAAAUAUAGGAUUUUCUAAGGCACUAUCUGGAUUCCUUAUGAUGCUCACGCAGAACGGAAAGCUGCUGUAUAUUUCUGAUAAUGCCGCCGAAUAUUUGGGCCACUCGAUGGAGGACCUACUCAUACACGGUGAUUCCGUUUAUGAUAUUAUCGACAAGCAGGAUCAUGGUGCGAUCCAGAGCGAGCUGAGUCGGGGAGCUUCGCAGCACGCGGGUCACCAUCACCAUCAUCACCACCUUCACCACCAUCAUCACCAUCACCAGCAUAAUCAUCAGCAGCUUAGCAAUAAUCAUCACAAUCAUCACGGCCAUCAUCACCAUCUGCUGCAUCAUGGACAUGGGAGCUCUCCCUCGCCUUCCGGUUCGUCCGUUGCUAGCUCCAGUGGUGGUGGUGGAGGGUCAUCGAGUUCGUCUGCGGGUUCGUCGCUUCUGGAUGGUGAGCAGCGAAUAUUUCUGUGCCGUAUGAACGUGAGCAGAAAUGCACGGCGCCAGAUGCGGUUUGGUGAUCAGAAGGUGGUACUGGUGCAGGGCCACUAUCUGUCCUAUCUGCCGCUGUGCAGCCGUAACGAGCCCGUCUUCAUAGCGACCUGCACCCCGAUCGCCAUGCCGGAAACGCGCGAGUGCGUCGUCCAGGGUGCGACCAACGUCUUCACUACGAUUCACUCGAUGGACAUGAAGGUGGUGCACAUUGACAAAAAUGGAGAAUUUCAUCUUGGCUACAGCCGAAGUGAACUUCAAGGAGUGUCGUGGUACCAACUGCUACACUGGGAAUCAACACGCGAAGCUCAAAGCAAACAUAGGCUGAUAACCCAAUCGGAGCAGGAUCGAUCUUGCAUUCUACUAGUGCGAAUGCAACGCCGUCAGAGCGACUUCCUGUGGGUGCACGUGGUGCUACAAGUACGUGACGGUCAAGACUCCAACCAACAGUCGGUGAUCGUGUGCACUAAUCAGGUGUUAAGCGAUCGUGAAGCAUCCGUAAUGCUGUCCAACUCGUGGCUUUAUCACUACUACACCGUUCAGUCGAAGAUGCAGUUCGGCAUACCGUUCGAAGGUGCCACCAGGAUACCACCGACCGCACCGUACUAUCAGCCGAGCGCGACCGGCCACAACCUUUCACCGAGCGGUGCGGGAACGUCGGGCGGUGGGGUAGCCAUGGCAUCCGGAACGUCGGGCGGAACGCUGACGGCCACCGGCCACGGGCCGUACACAACACCACACCAUUCGCAUCAUCACGUUCCCGCUGUCUACGGGUAUCAUUCACCUUCCGGGCAGCAUCACAAUGGCGGUUCGGUCACUCCGAUGCUGCACGCACACCAUCACCAGCAGGCCGUAAACAAUGGCGCCGGAUUGUCGACGGGUGGCGACGAGUAUGGAAAUCGGGCGGCAUACGGCUUUCGGUUGGACUCCACCGGCCAACCGGUAGACUAUAGCGGAGGACAUCCCACUCCACCGACAUCGGCACCACCGGUCAUUGGCAAUCCGGUAGCGAUUCCCAUUCCGGUCGUGCAAGUGACACCGCACAUCCGAUGUCACAAUGGAGGCGGUGGUGGUGGUGGUGCAGGGAAUUCUUCUAACAGCGACCAGGGCGCAAGUGGCAACGGAUCCAGUGGGAAUGGAACUCCCAACAGUCAUCAAUCGAGCGGUGGGAGUGCAAGUGACCGUCAUAAUGGGACACCACCAGCGAAGAAACGAAACAUUAACCGGCUAGAACCAAUCUACAUCCCGGAAAAUGGACAAUCUGAGUCGACCGAAGUUUCCGCGAUAGAGCUACAGACCAACUCUGCGGCAUUACAUCAGCAAGACAACGCCGGGACGGGAGGUGUUGCUAAUGGGCUCAAUCACCUGAGCAGCUCUAUCGAUGGUGGAGGAUCCCUCGGAAAUGGUAGCGGGCAAGGUGGUGGAGGUGGUGGUGGAGUGGGGUUGCAGACGAUGCUAUUAGGCAGCCGCACUUCCAUCGGGCGGUUACACUCCAAAUCCGCGCUCCUUCCCACCACGGUGUCGAAUCUCUCCAACGAACCAACUGACUUCAUGGAACAAUGGAACCCAAGUCCACCGUGGUCGGAUACUACCGCCCAGAAGGUGCCAGACAUCACGCACCAAGAGCUGUCCCCGUACAUGACUACAACACCUCCAACGCCGACCAGUGCGCCGCAUCAGCAUCACACUGGCGGUUAUCCGACGGCAACUACGUUCUCCUUUGACUGGAUGCCGGAACAGUUUGUACCGAUCGCAACCGACUGCACAGGCAGCACGCUCGUGCCAGUGACCAGCAAUGCAGUAUCGCAGACGGCAGGCUCUGGCACAUCCUCAAUUUCCUGUCUGUCCGCUAACAGUAGCCAUGUCAGUUCGGCAGCGGGAAACAUGGGCUGUGUGCUUCCUUCCAGCUGUCUCACGCAGGAAGGGUUACCGAUCCCCGGACUAGCCUUACCUAUGCCUGUGCCGCUGCAAAUACCUCCCCCUCCUUGGCCAUCGGACCAUCGGCUGUUGGCACUGGAUGGUGCGGCAGGAUCGACGACGGCAUCCGCAUCACCGGGAAGUGGUUCGGGAGUGGAACGAAAGCCUCUGGACGACCAUCAGGAUCAGCGAAGAUCUCACUGACCCACGAUCACAGCUAGCUAGCCUACACUUCAAAGCAGUCAGCCGUGGGAAGGGUAUUACGGGAUAGGCGUUUAAUUUAUUUAUUUCCCAACGCGUAUGCACUACUCUUAUGUAAGGAUUUUUAUUAAUUAAUGAGUAGCACGUUCGAACGAACUGUACAUCUUCCGCAUCAGUAUUUGUUAUUAGCAAAGGUUUCAAGCGCAUCGAUGGAGAGAGCAUUUCCUACCAUUGCUGGCGUUUAUGUGCAUUGUACGUAUGGUUAAUUUAUUUUAAAAAGGCAAAUACAAUUCGCUUGUUAGUCGCAAUGGAUAUCAACUGUGUUUGUGGAUAGUUCAUUUUAACGUUGGACAAUAUUUAUUUUCCCUGUUGAAGUAACUCUUCGAAGCAAAAGCCGAUGUAGGGAAUGCGCAUAUUUGUUGAUUCUGUACAUACAAAGCAUAAUGUUGUUGUGUUUAAUGUGAAUAAACUCGCAUAGCCCGUACCGUACUAAGGGUAGGCUUACGCUUGACUUCCGUCCGAUGUCAUCCGUCCGAAUGGUUAGAUUAGUUACAAAAGUAUUCUAUACGAUACGAAUACCCGAUACGUGGCGAUAUCAAAUAGUGCACUUCCUUUUCUUAGUGAUUAAGUUUUGUUAUACCUAUGAUAUAAUGGAAUGAAUGAGACAAAUGAG